ACUAUGGCUGAUUCCUUCGGCGCAUCUUGAUCGUCAAUCGUCAUUCUCUUCCCCGACCGCAACUUUGCAAUGAACUCCUCCGUCAAAUUGGUUCAAUCUAUGGGGGUUUUCUGGUAAAGCUCUUGUCCGGUAUGCACCUCUAAGGAGGUUUAGCUUUUGUCCCGUCAGUCAGAUUGCUCGAGUCCACUGCCACUAGGCGGCUCGCAAUGUCCGUGGGCACUCCCCCUUUGGUUAAUUUGGCACAUUCCGAUCCAAGCUCAGCGCCGCAAGACUUCUCUACCGGCUCAGAACAACAAGCGACUCCGCAGAAUGCCGGUCAACUUCCAGUGAAGGUCAAAAGGCGAAGGCACCUACCUACCUCAGAUGACCCAUCUAAGAAUCAAGUUUUCUAUUUUGUCGAUUCAAACUCUUCUUCCCGAGAAAAGCGAGCACAUGUUAUGCGCCAUCAUGUUCAGGAGAAACGAAAACAACUUAAACACUCGCAUCCUCGGAGCGACUCUGAUAAGAGAGUUCAUCGCCCUCUUCGCUAUCUCUCUUGGCAGCAGAAAAAGUUAUUACUGAGUGGCGAUGACAAUGAAGUCGUUGAAUACAAGCGAUCUGAGGAUGGAAUUGUCCCUAAAGAGGUCUCAAUACCAGUCGGGCCCCAAAGCUCUGCACCUGCCUUCUAUUCUGUUUCGCCAGUCACCCUACUUGACGCCUCCAGAAAAGAUCCUUUUGAUAGCUUGCCCGUAGCCUGCACAAGAGAGGAUUUCAUAUUAAUGGACUGUUGGACAAACAGGUUGACAUACUGGUCAGGUGAGCCUAGACUAAUCAAAGACCAAGUCUUCCGGGCGGUCCUCAACCAUCCCCUGCCUUUUCAGUCUGUUGUCCUUGCGUACUGCGCUCGUUGGAGGGCACACGCAUAUGGAUUAAAGUGGAGCCCUGAGGUGGAACAGCACUUAGGGAGAGCCACAAAGGGCAUUGAACAGGUGAUGAAGGGCGGCAUGGAGAUCGACACUGAUAGUCUAGCAAUGGCUUUGACGGGGAUGGCAAUACAGGAAGAAAGAUUUGGCAGCAGGCAGCUCGCCAGAGGAUACGUAGACCAGGCUGUCCAGAUCCUCCGUUCCAGAUCGGGAUCUCAUUGUGUUGCUGAAGCAUUCUUGCAUUAUGUGCAAUUUAUGUUGAUGCCGCUUCAUCCAGCAGUUUCCGAAGAUGGCCAGCAAUGGUUGGUCACGUUCCUUCGAGGAGCAGAAGACUUAAUGCUAGAACAUAGUUCCGAUGCGUAUUUGUCAUCAGUUCCCCAGCGUCGCUCUGCAUUUCAAAUGGAUAGCCCUUUGUUUCCGUUGCUGUCCAGCGGACCUCGUCCUUCUCAUGUUCCACAUCAGUCACGCAUAUACAUUAUAACGAAGAAUGCGCCGACGCAGGAGCUCACGCGUACUGCGGCUCUGAUAUACAUCACAGCCGCCCUCUGGGAUUUCCAGGGUUCUCCCAACAAAACCGGCCGCUUUCUCGACCAUCUACGCGCGACUGCGAAAGACCGUGAACUCGAUAGGUUUCCCGCAUGCGAGUCCUUCGUGUGGCUCCUCCUUCUCGAAGGAUAUGAAGCCGAUCUACAGGAACCUGAGAGAAGCUGGUCCACGAGCGAGCUGUUGAAAUUGUACAAGCGGCUUCGACCAGAACUUCAGUUCCUUUUCACUGAAAUUCUUUUCAGCCUCCUGAUGCUCACUCCACCGAUCCGGGGGAUCGAUGUAUUUGAAAGAGAAUUGUACAGCUCUGUGCCAGAGGUCCAGGAAGAACUCUGAGCUACAUCCAACCCGGGCUACUAUUUUGUUCAUGCACAUUUACUCUUCUGACUUCCUCUCAGGACGCGACAACUUUUCGACGGUUUGCAGGCAGCCGUGCGCCAAUCUCAUCUAAGCAUUUGAUUCUUGGAUUUAAUUUCUUGUAUAUACUACAGCUGACACAGGGGCAGGUGCCAAGCUGUCACUUUCCCUCUGUACGGCUCCCAAAUCCCCUGCAACUAAUAACUAUG
Aspergillus pseudonomiae is the source of this 2011-nucleotide messenger RNA. RefSeq lists its product as uncharacterized. The transcript is spliced from 3 exons. The record is from RefSeq and is a predicted model, not a curated record. Bases 207 to 1781 code for a protein of 524 amino acids. Lineage: Eukaryota; Fungi; Ascomycota; Eurotiomycetes; Eurotiales; Aspergillaceae.